Molecule: messenger RNA, 1455 nt
Organism: Vigna umbellata (rice bean)
Lineage: Eukaryota; Viridiplantae; Streptophyta; Magnoliopsida; Fabales; Fabaceae
Source: RefSeq, a predicted model, not a curated record
AUGGCACCUAGACUUCCUCCUCCACCACAGCCCAAUGAGCACGAUGUGCCCAACAACACCAGGUUGUUGGAAUCAGUAAUCGAAAAGCUACAAGAGCAGAACACUAUUUUGAUGCAACAGAACGCAGCUGCUUUACAGAGUUUAGAAGACGCUCGCGCAAAUUCUGAGGCAACUCAGAGGCAACUGAUGGAGAUCCUUGCAGCUACUAGGGGUACGCCGGGAACAUCUGCUUCAAACACUACUCAUCAAGCCGAGUGGAGUUUGGAGAACUUUUUGCAGCAUCGUCCAGCGAAGUUUGAUGGGAAGUGUCUUCCUGACGGAGCUGAUCAGUGGAUAAGGGAUCUGGAACAGAUCUACGACGCCAAGGAAUGUCCGGACGAUCGAAGACUAGCAUUCACUGAGUAUCUGUUGACUGGAGAGGCCAGUCAUUGGUGGUCGAGUGCGAAGAUGUUACUGACGGAAUCUCACAACCCUAUUUCCUGGGAAGUCUUCAAGGCUAAGUUUUAUGAAGAGUAUUUCCCUGACAGCGUUCGUUACGCCAAGGAAGUGGAAUUCCUCCAGUUGGUACAAGGUGACAUGACCGUUUCUGAAUACACCAGCAAGUUCAAGCAUCUAGUCCGUUUCAACACUAUGGCUACCAGUGAGGAAUGGCAGUGUCGGAAGUUUGAGAACGGGCUGAGGAGUAAUCUGAAGGUGCUGUUAUCCAGUCUAUGUAUUAGGUCUUUUCCUGCAAUGGUUGAGAGGGCCAAGGUAUUAGAAAAGAAUGUGGCCGAAGCAAAGCAACAAAAGAAACAGCGGCAAGCAGCUAAGGGGUCGGUCAUGUCCAAAACAAAUUUGAACCGAAAUCGGGUACCUUACGCUCGUCCAGUACAGCCACCAAAUUCAAGUGGGUCUCAAGCUUUGGUUGUUGCCGGACAGUCUGGGCAACGAGGGACGGUCAAAUGUUUUCAAUGUGGAGGACCCCAUUUCAAGUCAGUCUGUCCUCAGUUAACUGGAGGGAAGUAUUGCAACCGUUGUAGAAGAAGUGGUCACUGGGAAAGCGAGUGUUAUAUGGACAGACAAGCGGAAAUGAAACCGCCAAAUGCUGAAAGAAUGCAACAAGAAAGGGGUGGACGAACGCAGGCUGUUGGUAGAGUGUAUGCGAUCACGGGCACCGAAGCUGCCAGUUCAGGUACGUUCGUCACCAGUAUCUGUUUAUUAUUUGGAAAUCCAUGUUGUGUGUUAUAUGAUUCGGGGGCAACACACUCCUUCAUUUCGAAGGCGUGCGUUGGGGAAUUGGGUAUAGUCGAACGCGAGAUGCAGUUCGACUUGGUAGUGUCAACCCCAGCGGCUGGUGAGGUUAGGACGUCUACAGUAUGCUUCAAAUGUCCUAUCGAGAGUGAAGGGCAUAGUUAUAAGGUGAAUCUCAUCUGUCUACCCUUAAAGGAAGUAGAAGUGAUCUUAGGAGUGGAUUAG